Ornithodoros turicata is the source of this 2702-nucleotide messenger RNA. RefSeq lists its product as uncharacterized. The transcript has 3 exons. Gene Ontology annotation, molecular function: metalloendopeptidase activity. The record is from RefSeq and is a predicted model, not a curated record. Gene Ontology annotation, cellular component: plasma membrane. Bases 22 to 2451 code for a protein of 809 amino acids. Gene Ontology annotation, biological process: protein processing. Lineage: Eukaryota; Metazoa; Arthropoda; Arachnida; Ixodida; Argasidae.
GAAAAUCUCCCCUUGUGGCUAAUGGCCAUUCUGCAAGUCGCAGAAGAAGAAGAAGAGAGCAACAGUGGUCUCGCGCCGCGAAUCAACCAUCAACUACCUCCGGUACGAAGCAGCUGUCGGCCCUCUUGGCCCGGCCUGGCCAACGCCAUGGAUCGUGAUCAAAAGGAGUCGUUGUUGAGGCAGCUCACGGAGGCCUUUGGGAACCGCAAGUACUUCCUCAUGUCUGCUGCAGUCACUUUCUUCCUCAUGCUAGCCGCCCUCGUCACGGCAUCCAAUCAUUUGAGCAGCGUACGCGUCCACGCCGCCGAGAACAAACGUAGAUCUGCUCUCAGUGCGCGAACAAGACUAAAGCUCCUUGGAUACGGGAAAGACAAUCACCACUUGGGGAUAUCGGUGCCACAUAUUCUCUUACCCGGUGCUAUCUCCAAUUCGGAUGAACAGACGGGCCGUUCCUGGUGUCAUCAUCCUGACUGCGUCUGGGUUGAGAAGUACAUGAAGGGCAAGUUGGAACCCAGCGUGAAACCUUGUGAGGAUUUCUACAACCACGUCUGUUCGCCAAAAUGGAAGGCUACCAACCUGCCCUUCAGUCAACGCUCCUACAGGGAACUUUCUAUCGGAGCUACUAUACAAGACCUGCACACUUUUUUCAACUAUAGCUCUCGAAAGCAUUUCGAGGGUGAACUCUACGAUAAAUUCAUGCACCAGGUAUCCAGCUUAUACAUGGAUUGCACCAUCGACUACAAAGGACGCAACGAAAAAGAAAGUCUCCUGGAAUUCAUGCGUGAGUUCCAACUCAUGAGUUCCAACAACACAUCCAACAUGUCCGCUCUCGUUGGCUUCCUGGACCGUGAGAUCCGUCUGUUUCCCCUUGUAACUCUUGCGCUGACGCCGAACACCUACAACGUCAUCAUCACUUCGUCUUCAACGCUACUGAAACGUUACCUGAUCGCUUUCGAAAGCAGAACACUCGAACACUACAUAAGCAACGUCGCUCGAUCGCUUGGACUUGUUAAGCCUGGCCUGAAGGUUCGUACGUUUGCAGAAGAGAUCGUUGCCUUCGAGAUGAACCUCGAAUCUUCUUACUCCGGAGAUCGUCGCGCCAAUAUUACCCCAGAGACGACAUCAAACUCGAGCGAGGAAUCACUCGGUUCCCCUUGGAAUUGGGAUGUCUACAUGAGGACAGUAUUAAGGGAUACGAAGAGCAAUGUUCCUGAUAUCUCUAUCUUGAGCAUUAAGCCGCCAGACCUGUUUAAAAGGUUAUCACGCCUCCUGAACAGCACUCAUCCGAACACAGUCAUGAAUUACUUGCGCUAUCGGUUCGUAGUCUUCGCGUCACCAUUUUUAUCUGAAGAUUUCGGAUUUCUCUUACCUCUGAGUUACGAGUCCUACCAAGAAAAUGUGAACGAGAGGUUACAGGCCUGCGCUCAUAGCGUUGAAGGCAUCUAUCCUUACGCCAUGAGAUUCUUCGUGUCGGCCGCCAUGAAAGACCGAAUGCCCGCCCACACUUGGGAAGAACACAGGAAUGCCAUCGAGGAACUGGUCACUGUCUGCAAGAGUUCGCUCAAAGAACACUUGGGGUCCAAAGGCUGGAUGGCUCCAGAAGACCUCAAUCUUACAUAUAAUCAGAUAGAUUCGAUGAAAGUGGUCCUAGACUAUGCGGUGGAACAUGAACUGGUCGGCAUCCUGCACUACUAUUCCAGACUAGCCGUGCCACUGCGGAGCAGCUCCCCCCUCCAAUCCUUCUUCACAUUGCAACGGUCAAGCAGUGAACUCUACUGGGCCUCGAGCGACUCGUCCAUCGACCAGGACACGCGCAUAGCACUGAGCAGCCUCGUACCGGGCUACCAGUACGUACCGCACACCAAUACACUCUACAUUUCUCCCGCCACGUUAGGGUUCCUCGGGAAUGUCCACAGGUCCACCAUGUUCCUCAUACCUUCUGUGCUGCCAUUUGUCAUUCGUGGUUUGCAGGCUCCGGUGUACUCGCCCAACAGCAGUCAGCGUCAGAGACAAACUAGCAAGUUGAUUGCCGAAAAUAAGCUCUGCCUCUUCGAGAAGUACUACGCUGGAAUGACGGACAUCUCGAAGGAAGAUGUAGCCAUGGACAUUGAGGCAGAAAACUUCGUGGAGCACAGCACGGUGGUGAAAGUGUUGUACAAGGUGUUCCUGAUUUACAAGAAUCUCACUACUAGUGUUACCCAAAGCGUGGGCGCUUCUAAAUCAGAUAACAAGACGGACUUUUCGAUGGACCAGUUAUUCCUUUCCACGUGGGCGUCUACGCAGUGCCAAGCAACCAGCGUCAUGCACGAGAAAAGACUCAUACAACAUAACAUCGUUCCCCCGAGACUACGUGUGGACAUAUCACUGCAAAACUUUGACAUGUUCUCCAAAGUUUUCGCCUGUCCUAAUGACAGUCCAAUGAGCCUAGGGAGUAAGUGUCAGCAACUUUGAGAGCGGUAGCGGACUCCACGUGUUUUUUUUUUUUGCAACAACCUGAUUUUGAUAGUUUGUUUAACACAACGUAACCUGUUUGUAAAAGCCCCUUAACGUCUAUGGACUGGCUUAACAUCGAAUGGCUCAGUGUACGCGAAAUGUUGAUGACGUGGGAACGCAGCGAGUUUUAUAGCGUAUUGUUUGUGCAAAUGACGGAUGUCUGUGAAACGGCGUACAGUAAAAGAGGACUUGUUCCGGUUCGAGCACUA